AUGAGUCUCACCAUGUCCUCGCGGAGGGUCCUAGCGACAGCCUCCAGCGGAUUCCGGCCGGCAACGGCGACAUCGACGACGGCGGCGGCCGUGCUGGUGCUGCGGCCGCUGCACACGACAGCAGCACGAGCGGUCGACUGGGGCCGGCUGUUUGGGCGACGGAAGAAGAAGCCGGCCGCGGCUGCGACGGGCGACGUGGCCGAUGGAUUGGCCGGCGAUCUGGCGCGCAGCCGAACACGACAGGCGCUCAAGGACCGCAUGACGAACCCGCAGCUGGACGCGAGCCCGUUCUUGAGCGAGAUGGAGGAGAGCGCCGGACCGGCUGCCGACGUCCAGGCUGACAAGACCCCGGCUUCGUCCAGAGCAACAACGGCCCGAAACGAUCUCGGCACAUCGCUCGUGCCCGAACACCUGCAGCGGGCUCUCGACCCGGAUCCGCGCAGCCGCGUCCGGUGGGAACGCAAGAUGGUCUUGCGCCAUGUCAGCCGGCUACUGGACCCCGCUGGUGCCGAAACCCGUGACGAACGGCUCGCCCGCACCGAACGCCAGCUGCUGCACAAGUCCGCGCCGCUGGCCACCAGCACCAAGAAGCUCACCUUUCUGGCCCGCCAGAUCGCUGGCAAGACGCUCGAGGAUGCCCUCGUUCAGAUGCGCUUUAGCAAGAAGAAAAUGGCUCGCGACGUCCUCUGGCACCUCGAGGAGGCCCGCGACACCGCCAUCGUCGAACGCGGCAUGGGCUUGGGACUUGUCAAUGCUGACGUAAGCACAACCGCCCCGGCUUCCACCGCCCUCAAGAUUCAGACCAAAGACGGCCGCUGGCUCGCCAUCACCGAUCCCUCUCGCAUCUACGUCGACCAGGCUUGGGUUGGCAAGGGCGUCUGGCGCGCUGCCACUCCCGACUAUCGCGCCCGAGGCCGCCGCUUCCUCAAGUGGUCGCCCUCUUCAUUCCUCUCCGUCGUCCUCAAGGAAGAAAAGACCCGCAUUCGCCUCCACGACGAGCGUGUUGCCAAGCAGGCCAAAAAGGCCCCUUGGGUCCACCUGCCAAACCGCCCCGUCACGGCCCAGAGACCCUAUUACUCCUGGUAA
Molecule: messenger RNA, 1086 nt
Organism: Grosmannia clavigera kw1407
Lineage: Eukaryota; Fungi; Ascomycota; Sordariomycetes; Ophiostomatales; Ophiostomataceae
Product: mitochondrial large ribosomal subunit
Exons: 3
Coding region: 1-1086 (361 amino acids)
Biological process (GO): translation; ribosome assembly
Cellular component (GO): mitochondrial large ribosomal subunit; ribosome
Molecular function (GO): structural constituent of ribosome
Source: RefSeq, a predicted model, not a curated record